Scylla paramamosain (green mud crab) is the source of this 7119-nucleotide messenger RNA. It is a transcript of the gene ush, whose product is annotated as zinc finger protein ush-like. Gene Ontology annotation, cellular component: nucleus. NCBI's taxonomy places the organism in Eukaryota, Metazoa, Arthropoda, Malacostraca, Decapoda, Portunidae. The record is from RefSeq and is a predicted model, not a curated record. The transcript is spliced from 6 exons. Gene Ontology annotation, biological process: heart development; negative regulation of transcription by RNA polymerase II; cell differentiation. Gene Ontology annotation, molecular function: RNA polymerase II-specific DNA-binding transcription factor binding. Bases 1268 to 4885 code for a protein of 1205 amino acids.
GGCUGGUGAGUGCCGGGCAGCGAGGGUGUCGAGGUCGCGGCGGGACGUUCAGGUUGCGUCAUUAAUCUUAUCAGAGGCCAGGAAGUAAAUACCAUUAGUUUAAGGAUCUGAGGCGCGCAGAGAUAUAGUUACUAAAACAAUCCAAAUAGUCAGAUAGCCGUGGAAGUCACUCAGCGAGGCUCCAACAGACCGUGCAGAGGCAUCACAGGCGGCACUGAGGAACUGAGGCAUUGAAGAGAUCGCUGCGGCGGCACUGCUGGCCCGGCGUGGGGUUGAGGAAGGUCCUGCAGACUGUGGGGGCAGUGAACGCAGUGUACGCAGGGCGCAGGGCGAGGCUUUGCGAGACACCGACGUGAAUUGUUGAGGUGGUCGGGAGUGACGCGACAUUAUUUAUGUUCUUAGCAGCAGAGGGGAAGGCUGCGAGGCACAGAGCCGAGUAGGGUUUAGGAAGGUAGUAAGUAGUGUCGCCGACCACCACUAGAGGCGUGCCUCCCGCCCUGCCGCCCAGGGUUCCUCCCACGUCCCGCCGUGAACCACCACCACCACUACCGCCGUCCACCACACACACCGCCAGUCUGCUCUCGACGCUCGCACGUGAGGGAUCCGCUGCCCGGCCGCUCUCUCAGCCUCCCUUUCCGCUGCCUGUGAGCGCACCGCGGCGACAGUUUUGACAGGACAGUGACUGCCUUAUGUUGGCGCUGCUUCCGAGUGCUAGCAGCUGUUUAGCGCGAACUGCUGCACUGAUAGUGAGAACGAUAGACCCUCCUCAUACUACCGAUAAGAGUUGAGGGCGCCUCGCUAUCUCCCGUCCGCGUGUCGUCCAGCCAGCUUAAUAAGGAUGUGACGCUGCGUUGUCUGCUGUGACCUCGAUAAGUUGUGGUGGCUUGGGCGUGCAGGGGAGAGAUAGAGAGGGGCGCUGUGAGUGGCUCGCCUUCACGAUAAGUGUGGUGUGUGCGUCCAGCCCAGAGUCAUGUGUGUGCCCCGCGUCCACUGGUGUGUGAUGUCAUGUGAUGCCCCAGCACGUGCGAGCUGCAGCACAUGAGACGCUCCACGAGAAACACAACACCGCCGCCAACAGACGUGACCCUAAGAGGAACUGACAGAACCGUCACACCAAGGAAGGAGAGAUAAAGUCACAACAGUUGAUUACAAUAUAGACAAAUCAAGUUUCUCUCUCUCUCUCUCUCUCUCUCUCUCUCUCUCUCUCUCUCUCUCUCUCUCUCUCUCUCUCUCUCUCUCUCUCAAACUUUCUCACUGCCGCCCCACCAUGGAUCUCGCUGCCGCCCUGAGCUCCUUGCCGUGGCGGGCAGGCGCCGUGUCCGCCACCUUUCAGCAGCAAAUCAUGAUGCAGAAGUUGAUUGCUCGACUUACACAUGCAACAGGAGAGGAUGACUGGGACAGCAACGAGGAAGCUUCGCCCAAUGACUUGAUGACGUCUCCGCACUCUGACCAAUCCGCCACAGGGGAAGGUGUCACGUCAUCGCCUGUGUCCAACCAAUCGGAGAGCGGCGCCAUAGCGGAGGCUGGAGGCGGUGAGUCCACGGCCGGAGCGACAAGCCCAGUUGAUAAAGAUCUGAAGGAAGCCAUCGACACCACCGUCAAAAGCCUCUCAGACAGGCUGAGUGUGUCGGCGGGAGACAAGGAGGGACGCGGCUCCCCCUCCCGUUCUCCUUCCCCUCGCGGGUCCUCGCCAUCUUCCCCUUCCCAGCCCACAGGAGGGACUGCCGCGGCCUCAGGCUCCACUGCCGGGACCACCAAGGCGGUGAAAAGUGAGCACCCCGGCACCUCGAGUCCUAAGCUUGGCAACGAGGUCGUUAUGAAGGAGGAAGUGAGUGAGCCCUCUCCUCUGGCCCACCCCGCCGCACCCAGCACCCCUCGGGCCCAGGUGUCGCCAGGCCUCACUCCGGAGAUCGAGGCAGCCCGGCAGCAGCUUACCUCCAUGAUCCAGGGCCUGCCGCUGCUGUCCAUGCUGCCAGCACUGCACCGCCUUGCCCCCGCUGCAGUGGUGAGCCUUGCAUCAAGUCUCGGCAGCAUCAGCACCAACAACAGCACCAGCAGUUCAGCACUCACUGACGCCACCACUGGAGGAGCUGGUGGGGGCAGUGGCACCAGCAGUAACGGCCGCACCACCUGUGUGUGUGGCAUCCGCUUCAGCAGCCCCAGCAACCUGGAGGCCCACCGCAUGUUCUACUGCACCCAUCGCCAGAACCUCCACUCAGAUAAUGAGUCAACAAGCAGCAAGGAACUGCCGCCCUCCACAGCCAGCAUGAGUCCCCGGGGUGAUGGAGGAGCCACCACUGAUGAGGAGGAGGGAGGACGUGUGCUGCGGUGCCCUCACUGCCCCUACACCACUGCACACAAGCUGAGCCUCAAUGGCCACAUGAACAUCCACACCAACCCUGAGGACCUGGCCAAGACUGGAAAUGCCUCCCACACCACUGCAGCAGCCCCACAGGUCACCCUUAGCGAGACCAGAGCCACUGAUAGAUACUGUUCUGACUGUGACAUCCAAUUUUCUUCAGUCAAAACGUUCCGCGUCCACAAGGCUCACUACUGCCAGACCCGCCACGUCCUGAAGGGAGGAGGCAAGAGUCCUGCCCGGGAAGAGUCUGGAUCAGGUGCCGCAGCGACCAGCCUGUCAGCCAUGGUGAAUGCAGCAGCAGGAAGCAAUCAGCCCAUCCUUGCGCUGCCCACAAACCCCAUCCUGCUGGUGCCAUACUCACUGGUGGCUGAAGCACGGCUGCUGCCUCCCCAUGUGCUGCCACAAGCCGGAGCAGCAGUGGUUCUUCCCAAUGGCCAGGUGCAGCCACUGUCCCCUGGUCCCCUUCCUGGUCCUGCCCCUCCUCCCCUCCUCUCCCCAACAGCAGCAGCCACUCAUGUCCCAUCCUCUGCACCCCCUCCCACUCACCCUCCCCAGGCAUCCCCACAGUCCAGUCCCAUUUCACCACCAAAACAUUCUCCCAAGGAUGAUUCCAGACUGAAACCCGUGAGCAGUGAUGUGUGUGGAAAGAGACGGGGAGAAGGAGAGUGUCCACUUGACCUCACCACCAAGAGGCCAAAACUCACGAUCAAAACAGACCUAUUAAGUGAUGAGGAGAAAGAGAAUCGGGAAGUCAACACUCCUACUCAAGCUCGCUCCCCAGUCCCCAAGUCCCGUCCUGGCUCCUCCCAAGGACCAACUGGAGAGUUUGAGGGGAAACUCUUAGCCUCACCACCUCGGCCCUCACCUUCUAGUGAGGCUGAGGGGCAAUCCACACCCCGUUCCCCUCGCCCAGCCUCAGCAGCCCCAACUCUAGGCUCUCCACGAGGCCUCCCAGAGUCUCCACGGCCAUCCACCUCUACCCGUUCUCCUAACCAGCCAACUCAGGUUCCCCCAGUUCUGCCUCAGUUGCCUCCUGGCUUCCCUAACCUCCUGGCAAGUCUUGAGAACUUGGGUGGGCUUUCACUGGCUAGUCUCCAGGGCCUGCACGGUGUGCCACCAGAACUUGCCCUCAAGCUCCUCAACUCUGAUUUGCUCAUGAAUGGCUUGGCACCACUAGUAAAUCCCCCAGUCAUAGUCAAACAAGGUGAAGCAAAAUGCAAUGAGUGUAACAUUGUGUUUUAUAAAGAGGAAAACCUACAAGUUCACAAGAAACACUAUUGUGCUGCUCGCACCAUCAAUCGAGGGGAGGAUGACCACAGAUCCAGUAGUAACAGGAGCCCAGCUGCAGCAACAACAGGAGCUGCAGAAGCUGGAGCAGGGCCAUCCAGACGAUCCCCAAGUGCUCUACCUGAAGUUACAUCACCACCAACAACCAAAUCUUCUCCUUCUGUAAAAGAUGCUCCCAAGGGAACCAAACCUCUGCUUCAGUUUAUCUGCACAGCAUGUGGCAUCAAAUUCACUUCUCCUGAUAAUCUCAAGGCCCAUCAAACCUACUACUGUCCAAAACGUGAGGGUGCAUCAGGGGAGGAGGGUGUCACCAAAGGUCUAUGGAGGUGUCCUCGGUGCCGCUGUGCAAUGCCAGAGACACUGCAGGCAGCCCAUCAGUGUGUAACACCUUCCCCUGCCCCAUCUCAUGGGUGGAAAUGCCCAUGCUGUCCUGCCAUCUCCCCUACUGCAGCUGCUGCCCAAAAGCACUUGGAAACCCAUGCUGGCAUCAAGGGUUUUCGCUGUACAAUCUGUGGUUACCGUGGCAACACACUAAGGGGCAUGCGCACUCACAUCAGGAUGCAUUUUGAGAAGAGAACCAAUGAACUUCAAGAGGAAAACUUCAUAUCAUGCAUCCUUGAAGAUGAUGAUGGCAGUCGGAGAGUGGCAGAGAUGAGAACAAUGGCUGACCUACCUAGGGUCAUUCUUGAAAACCCUACCCUCUCUGCCCUUUUAGCAGAGGGAGCAGCUGAAUGCACAGAUCAGCCUCUCUCAUGUCACUUCUGCCCAUUUGUGACACCUUACCGUGCCAGCCUGGCCAAACAUUUGACUGUGGUGCACAAAGUUGGAAUUGAUGCCAAGCUGCAGGCUCUUCUUGAGGGCCAGGCCAUGGGCUCAGUUGCUGAUGCUCCUGCUACACCUGAGACUGAAAGACAUGAUCCUGUUGAGAAUGGGAACCCAGUAAGCUCACCUCCACUUCCUGCUAUCAAGCUAGAGCCAGAGGUUAAACUUGAAGUGGAAGAAGUGAACGACAAAACCCGAACAUUCUCUUCAAUGCCACACUCCCCAAGUGAGGAAACUUCUAAAGCAGAGGCCACAAGCAAUGGUGGCACAACAAGCACCAAUGGGCCAGACAUCCAGCGGUACUGCAAGGCUUGUAAUAUAACGUUCUCAUUCACAGAGUCCUUCUUGGCACACAAGAGGUUUUACUGCACCAAGCCAGAAUCCACCACUCCACCGGAAACAGCAGUCCAGUGACCUAUGGAGUGCUAGCUAAAGACCUGGCAUUUGCAAUGCUUAUUUCUGCAUGGUGGAGUCAAUGUCUUGCUUCCUAAUGCAUUAACUUAUUGGAAAUCUGCUAAGCUUUAGUUGUACAUAGUGCUGGGUGGGGUGGUGACCUAAUGCCAUAUCAGCUGUACAUACUCACCCACUCCCAAUACCAGUCCCCCACUAACCCCUAGCUGGUAGGACCCAGAUGCAAGAUAUACGACAUAAAGAGAGAAAUUUUGAAGAACUAUUUAUAUAUAUAUGCUUUAUAGUCACUGUUUAACUGAGCAACUAGAUUAUUACUGACAUGUAUUAUCCUUCUUACAACUCAAGAUCAGUCUGGCAAAGAUACAUAUCUACCACCCUGUGUUUUGUUUGUUUGUUUUGUUGUACUUGCUGUAAAAAGAAAUGUGGGACAAGACAAUGAUGCAAAGUCUCCAGUGAAAGUAUCUACAGCAACAAGAAAAACAGCUGACCUCAUGAGUGAAUUUUAUAAGAGUUUGCAGAUGAAUGAGGCACUGAUCUAUGUGAGUGACUGUUAUGGAAGAAACUGAAGUGAAAGCUCAGAAUGGAAUACUGUAGAGUCUCAUAAGUGCAAACAUUGAAUAUAGUAGAUUCAAGCUGGAGACAAGGGUGGUGUCUAGUCGUGCGUGUUGUGCCGUCAGUGAGUAAAAAAACUAAAUCCCUGGCUCCUUCUGAAUAACAUAUUAGGUGUUCACAGGAAAAUAGUUGAGUGUAAAGUAUCUAAAACUAAUGAAAGAAUUCUCUUCUAUAUUUGUUUUGUUUUACAGGAUUUUAUGUUCACAUAAGAUAUUCCUUGUUUUUUUUAAAGAAAGCUGUAAGCAUUCUCAGUCAGAAUCCUUCCCUCUCUCUUUCUCCAGCUGUUCUCAUGAAAAUGUAUCCCAUUCUAACUGUCUCUUUUCCUGCCUUCUAUUUCAACACCCAGUGGAACCAAGUGUCCAAAAACCACCCUGUUUUUUAACUCGGUACAGAACAACAUGUGAUAGCUCAUGUACGUGUUAACAUUACUGUCUUAUGAGUGUUCCAUGUGAGUGUGAGUGUGAGUGAAUGUGUGUGUGUGUAUAUGUGUGUGUUUAAGUUUGCUCCUUGGAUAUUUUGUAUUCUUCUGUAUUAAGAUUAUCAAAUGGCAGGGAUAUUUACAUGAUGGAAGAGCUGUAAAGAAUGUUUUUCUUGUUAUUAUUUCACAAGAGAAUUUUAAGUAUGUGAGAUUCCCCAUCUUUUUAAAUACUCAUUCUCUCUCUCUCUCUCUCUCUCUCUCUCUCUCUCUCUCUCUCUCUCUCUCUCUCUCUCUCUCUCUCUCUCUCUCUCUCUCUCUCUCUCUCUCUCUCUCUCUCUCUCUCUCUCUCUCUCUCUCUCAUGUAGUUGCUUCCUUCACUAUGACAUUACAAACAGUUAACAGUUAAUUGUAUUAUUUUUAUAAAAGAUAAAUUAAUAUUUGAUUCACUUGCUGAAAUACUGAAGUGAAGAAUCAGCAUCACCUCAUUUGUUUCUAUAGUCCUAUUAUGAAAUUGAUGCCCUAUUUGUUCUAGCUGAAUAUUUUAUGUUUGGCUCCUCAUCUCAGUCUUAAGCACUUUAUUUUGACUCAUUUCCAUCACUGCCUUAUCCCCUUCCUCAGAGACUGUUUCACUGUCUUAGCCAGCAAGUACUCUCUCUCUCUCUCUCUCUCUCUCUCUCUCUCUCUCUCUCUCUCCUCUCUCUCUCUCUCUCUCUCUCUCUCUCUCUCUCUCUCUCUCUCUCUCUCUCUCUCUCUCUCUCUCUCUCUGAGUAUGGUAAGUCCUCUUAUUAACCGUCAUCUUUGGCACGAUAUGGAAUUGCUAUCAAGUUUUAUAUUAUUGCCAUUGAUGUGUACUCUGUGUCCCCAGAAAAGGGUCACUCAAUAUACUAUAUCUGUCUUUCACUAAACCCAGUGCUCGGUUCUGUUAUCAUACAUUUGAUAAGCUCCUCCACGCCUUGUUACACUUGAGUAUCCCUCUCAACUACGUAACUUGUUACAUCUCCCUGCGUGUUUUAUAUUUUACUGCGUCUGAAUGAUCUUCCCCCAUCUCUUUACCGUUGCUCUGUGCCCCCCAACUUCCUGUACCUCCAGCCCAGUGUGUUCCAUAGCCUUUUCUCACUGUACCAUAUCUCAUCCCUCGUACCAAUCCAUGUACUGCAUUCUGCCCUCUGUGUACUAUGGUUCUCUUUAGUAAAACUGAUGUCUGUUU